AAUCUUGUCUAGCCUAGCUCUGCCAUAAGUUUCAGUUCCUGUUGGAUGGCCCAGCCAGCACUUGGAGAUUUUUUAAGCUGGAAUCCUGAGCCAGUCCUGUGUGGUGAAGCAGCAUGUUGAUUCGGGGAUUGACAGUCUGCCUUUGGCUAUGCUUAGCCUGCCAGGUGGCUUGUGCAGUGGAAAGCGAGGAGGAGGAGCAGAGCCCAGGCGUCCUGUUUCCAUGGCGACUCAUAGGGCUGGGGCACCGGGUGAAGAGGGCCUGGGUCAUCCCCCCAGUAAACACCCCAGAGAAUGCCAAACAGAUCCCUAAGAGGCUGGUUCAGAUUAAAUCCGACACGCUGAAACCGGGAGAGGUCAUCUACAGGAUUAAAGGUCCCGGAGUCGAUGAAGAUCCCAAAGGCUUUUUCAGUAUUGAGGAAAAGACAGGAUGGGUCAUCCUGACAAAUGUGCUGGACAGAGAAAAGCAAAGCAAGUUUAAGAUUAAAGCCUUCGCUUUGGAUUUGAGUGGCAAAACACUGGAGGACCCGACUGAGCUAGAAAUAGUCGUUGUGGACCAAAACGACAACCGACCUGUCUUCACAGAAUCCGAAUUUAUUGGGAACAUUCUGGAACAUUCAGAACCAGGGACAUUCGUCAUGAAUGUGACAGCAACAGACGCAGACGACAUUGAGACAGACAACGCCUUGCUUCGUUACUCCAUUCACAGCACAGAGAGCAUCCCCCCAUUUCGAAACAACAAAACCAUGUUUGGGAUCGAUGGGGAAACGGGGGUCAUUUCCAGUCUGGAUGUGGGUCUGGACCGGGAGGAUGUUGAAGGCUUCAACCUUACUAUUCAGGUGGCUGACAUGGAAGGAAACGGGCUGAGUAGCUUUUCCACGGCUCUUAUAUACAUCACUGACAUAAACGACAACGCUCCAAAUUUUACUUUGGACGUGUUUUACAUGUCAGUGCCAGAAAACAAAGCUCCAGUAGAUAUUGGCAGAAUCACAGUGACAGACGAGGAUGAGCCAAUGACAGACAACUGGUGGGCAAAAUUUACUAUCACUAUUGGAAACGAGGAAGGAAACUUUGUCAUCACCACAGAUACGCUGACCAAUGAAGGCAUAGUGACGGUGCUGAAGCCCCUGGACUACGAAGCAAAGCCGGCCUACAAGCUGAUUGUGAAAGUGGAGAACACGAGCCCCCUUAGUGCGCUGGCACCCAAGGGCCCGCAGAGCAGUGCCACUGUGAUCAUUUCAGUGCUGAACCACAACGAGGCUCCUGUGUUCCGAACGAACCCCCUGACUUUGGCAAUCCCUGAGGGGACACAGGCUGGAACGGUGCUUUUCAGAAAUAUUGCCUUUGACCCCGACAGACAAGCUCUCAGAUACGCUUUAAAAAGUGAUCCAGAUGGCUGGCUUACACUUAACAGUGAAACGGGAGAGAUUAGUGCCAAGAAGGAUAUUGGCAAGGGAUCGCCGUUCCUGAUUAAUGACGUGUAUGCCGCUGUUCUCACCGUGUCAGAACUGGGACACGACAGUACCACAGCAACAGCCACAGUGGAGAUUACUGUGCUGGAGGUGAACGACUUCCCACCUGAGUUAUUCCCACUGACAGGCUCCAUGUGUCAUGACCCAAAAAAGGGUCCUGGUUUAGUGCUGACUGCAGUGGACCGAGACCAUCCACCUCACUCAGCACCUUUUGAAUUUGUUCUAGACCCCAACUACCCGGAGCAAUCUCAGAACUGGACCAUCAACCCUAUCAACGGCACUCAUGCCAUCCUGGGUCUGCUUUCACCUGUGGAUGAAGGAAUAUACAUUAUAUCUGUCUCUGUGGAGGACUCGGGUGAACCCACCAAAUCAAGCAUCCAGGAAGUCAAUGUGACUGUUUGCCACUGCAACGGAGCCGGCAGCUGCCAGCCCAUAGCAGCCGCCAUCUUUCAAGUGGGAGCGGGCCUCAGCCUUGAAGCCCUCCUCAUCAUUCUGGGUAGCAUCGUUCUCCUGCUCUUGUUUUUGCUGCUAAUGACAACAGUGAGCCACUGUCGCCAUGUCCCCGUCAAGCAAGGGCUGCUGGGAAUAUCUGAUGAUGACAUUCGAGACAACAUCCUCAACUAUGAUGAGCAGGGAGGUGGUGAGGAAGAUGAGGAUGGAUACAACAUUGACCAGCUGAGAAACCCCAACGAUGUCAUCCCAUCUCCGAUUGCCACCAUGCCAAGAAUGAAGCAGCCUCUCAGGAAGGAUGCCCCCUACAACUACCCGUCACCAUCCUACCCACGAAAAGCACCUAAUGACCCCACGGAUAUCGAACACUUCAUAAACGAUGCCCUGGACGCAGCAGACAAUGAUCCUAAUGUUCCACCCUACGACACUGCGCUCAUCUACGAUUACGAGGGAGACGGAUCCAUGGCUGGCAGCCUCAGCUCAAUAGCCACGGGAAGUUCAGAUGGAGACCACGACUACGAUUAUCUCAAUGACUGGGGCCCACGCUUCAAGAAACUGGCCGAUCUCUACGACAGCCACGGUCACUGAUUGGGCUUCACAGAAGUGACUGGUCUGCUGCAAGAACAUUCGCUAAGCCCCCUUGUGCCUGACCCCUGCUGUCCCAAGACUGACCCCAGUGAAUUGCAGAAGACCGUUCACUUAGUUGAGACUUCCAUUUCUUCAGCACUGUAACCAGAUUGUCACACCCCAUAUAAGGAGUUUACAGUAGCAGGGUGACAUGUGACCGUGUCGUAAUCAUGAAAUGACACUGUAGCCGUUCCAGUCGGCACAUCCCUGAUUCAUUCCUAUUCACCACUCCAGUCAGAAAGGAGAAGGAAAUAAAGGGAAGUGCACAACGCCCAAAAGAUGGCCAUGUGGACUCCCCACUCGGUGGAUUUUUAGCCCCAUUAGUUCAAAAGAAGAAAGAACGCCUGCAAUAGACUUGUCUCUGAGCCUGAAGACUCCCCUGCCAGUUCAAUUUUCAGAGGGAUUCACGUGCCCCCCUCGCAAAAGUUUAUGUGGACCAGGCGCUGGGGGACGUUGCUCUUAUUUUCAGUAUGCUUGAUGGUUCUUAUUGAUUUCUGUUAACACAUGAAGUCACCUCAAGGAAUGGAACACGAGAGAGUGGGGCCAAUGAUGGGUCAAAAGGAAGAAAAUCUAAUUCAGCUAAGCCUUACUUUUUUGUAAAGCCUGGAAUGUUAGGACUGAAAGUCAAUUCUUGUUGGCGUUUGUCGCCAACCCGCAUGGACUCUAAAGUUCAAUUUAAAGGACAGUACUAAUAAUGAAGGGUACACGUGUAUGUGGCCUGUAGGUACAUAAAAGGACAAGUGAGGAAGAUGGACAUGAAAAGGCUUGGUAUGUUGUGAUGGUGAACCACUUUAGUUGUGAAAUGUGCUAUAAACAAGAAGCAGAAGUCAAAAUCAUGCACUUGACAAAAAAAAAAAAUAUCUAUUUCUAGUUGCUGUGGCCAUUGUAGGGGAAAGUGAGAGGAAUCUAUUUGCUCUCAAUGGGACGAUAUGGUGGAAAAAGGACAGCGAUGCGGGCCUGCAGCCUUUGCCGCCUUGCCUCAUGCCAUUCUGGGGUUCCUUCUGUUUGGAGUUUACAUGUUCUCCCUGUGUUCCUCGUGUGCAGGAUAAGCGAAGUGCUGGCGCUAAACUGGCACCUGAAUGAAUGCGCGACUAAAAUCCCAUUUGGGGGUUGAUGUCUGACUUUUGCUUGAGUUAAGAUCUGGGCUUAGUGGGACUUUAAAAUUGGACAUAGCGGGUCAGAGCAUGGCUGGAUGGACAAUUCUAGGGGGGCUUCAUGUGUUCUCGUUUGAUGUAUUCUUUGUAUUAAAUAAACCAAACUGACACAAAA
Messenger RNA from Polypterus senegalus (gray bichir), 3815 nucleotides. It is a transcript of the gene cdh15, whose product is annotated as cadherin 15, type 1, M-cadherin (myotubule). Gene Ontology annotation, biological process: cell morphogenesis; cell-cell junction assembly; multicellular organism development. Gene Ontology annotation, molecular function: cadherin binding; calcium ion binding. NCBI's taxonomy places the organism in Eukaryota, Metazoa, Chordata, Cladistia, Polypteriformes, Polypteridae. Gene Ontology annotation, cellular component: plasma membrane; adherens junction; catenin complex. The record is from RefSeq and is a predicted model, not a curated record. The transcript has 14 exons. The coding region runs from base 114 to 2507 and encodes 797 amino acids.